Molecule: messenger RNA, 1422 nt
Organism: Periconia digitata
Lineage: Eukaryota; Fungi; Ascomycota; Dothideomycetes; Pleosporales; Periconiaceae
Source: the annotation of a GenBank genome assembly
AUGAAAUACUCAUAUGUUGUGGUGGCUCUUGGGCAAACCGCCUUUGCUCUGGAUUCUCAACAUGUCGGAUUAGAGAAGCGCUUGAAUAACGGUCUAGGAUUGACACCUGCUAUGGGAUGGUCAUCUUGGAAUGUAGCCCAGUGUGCUUCAGCGUCCGAAAAGUACGCACUCGAUACUGCGAACAAAUUUGUAUCUCUUGGACUGAAAGACUUGGGCUACCAAUACGUCAAUAUCGAUGAUUGUUGGUCCACCAAAUCAAGAAACUCCUCUGGCAGCCUCGUCCCCGACCCCAGCAAAUGGCCUAAUGGAAUCAAAUCUGUCGUCGAUAAAAUCCACGGAAUGGGACUGAAGAUGGGGCUUUAUGGUUGCGUCGGAACCAUGACCUGCGCAGGGUACCCGGGUUCUUGGGGUCAUGAAACCCAAGACGCCAAAUUGCUGGCAUCAUGGGGGAUCGACUUCUGGAAACACGAUGCUUGCUACACGCCUUGUACCAAUGGUCAAACCCCUCAAACAUGCUGGAGUGCGGCUUACAAUACCCGUGCCUGGUACGAGACGAUGCGAGAUGCCCUCGCAAGCGUCAAGGAUACGAAGAACAUCAUGUUUAACCUGUGCCAAUGGGGACGUGACAGUGUCUGGACCUGGGGCAAAGACGUUGGUAACUCAUGGAGGAUUGAGGGUGACAAUUGGAUCGAUUGGGCCAGCGUGCAACGGCUGGCAAGCACCGCAGGAAGAGUGUCUCAAUACUCUGCUCCUGGUGGCUUCAAUGACAUGGAUAUGCUUAUAGUAGGACUCAAUAAGCUUACGACUGAGCAAGAACGUCUUCACUUCGGUCUUUGGGCGAUCUGCAAAUCACCUCUUAUUCUCGGCAAUGACCUGAACAAGAUCUCUAGUGCAUCUCUUGCAAUUAUCAAGAACAAGGGUAUCAUCGACAUCAACCAGGACAAGCUCGGCAAAUCCGCCACAACGUUUCAACCUCCUGGCUCAGGAGCCCCUGUCAACGGCAAGAUUCACCCCUACUGGGCGGGCCCUUUGAGUGACGGCGUCGUCAUCGGGCUUGUCGCUAUCAACGGUGCGGGAACCAUGUCCGUCAACUUCAAAGACGUCCCAGGACUCGGCUCCGGAACGUACAGCUGGAAAGAGAUGUACAGUGGAAAGACCGGAAGCGGCACCAGCGUGUCCUUCAGUCUUGGACAACACGAUAUGGCAGUUGUCAAGGUCACUACAAGCGGUGGCUCGCAGCCUACACAAGCUCCCACUAGCUCCGCAUCAUCCACCAGCGCGCCGCCCCAGAACACUGGAGGUGGCUGCCAGGUGGAAAAAUGGGCUCAGUGCGGCGGAAGUGGCUACACAGGAUGUAAGACUUGUGCUGCUGGAAGCUCGUGCUCCGUCUUGAAUGAUUUCUAUUCGCAAUGCAUCUAGUUC